This is a messenger RNA of Pseudoliparis swirei, 2537 nucleotides long. RefSeq names its product nudix hydrolase 21 (gene nudt21). Gene Ontology annotation, molecular function: mRNA binding. Gene Ontology annotation, cellular component: mRNA cleavage factor complex. The coding region runs from base 131 to 835 and encodes 234 amino acids. The transcript has 6 exons. The record is from RefSeq and is a predicted model, not a curated record. NCBI's taxonomy places the organism in Eukaryota, Metazoa, Chordata, Actinopteri, Perciformes, Liparidae.
GGCAGAGGAAUUGUUGUCGAGUCUCCACACAAGAGUUUAUUUCGCUAUUUAGAUAAUCCAGCGAGUUGCGAAACAACUACUACCUGAGCUAUUCGCAGGAGGAUUCAGCCUCGUCGUGCACACGGUAGAGAUGUCGGUCGCGCCUCCCAAUCGCUCGGCCGCCGGCUGGCCGCGCGGCGGUGCCGUUCAGUUUGGGAACAAAUACAUCAGCGGGCCUGCGAAGGCGCUCUCGCUGGAGAGGACCAUCAACCUAUACCCUCUAACCAACUACACAUUCGGCACCAAGGAGCCUCUGUAUGAGAAGGACAGCUCGGUGGCUGCCCGGUUCCAGCGGAUGCGGGAAGAGUUUGAUAAAAUGGGGAUGCGGAGGACAGUGGAGGGUGUCCUCAUUGUCCAUGAACACAGGCUGCCUCAUGUGUUACUGCUGCAGCUGGGCACCACUUUCUUCAAACUACCCGGGGGAGAGUUGACUGCUGGAGAAGAUGAGGUGGAGGGUCUGAAACGCCUGAUGACGGAGAUCCUUGGAAGGCAAGAUGGCGUGAAGCAGGAAUGGGUGAUUGACGACUGUAUCGGCAACUGGUAUCGUCCAAACUUUGAGCCUCCACAGUAUCCGUAUAUUCCCGCUCACAUCACCAAACCCAAGGAGCAUAAGAAGCUAUUCCUGGUGCAGUUACAGGAAAAAGCGCUGUUUGCCGUCCCCAAGAACUAUAAACUGGUGGCGGCACCUUUGUUUGAACUGUAUGACAACGCUCCUGGAUAUGGACCAAUCAUUUCCAGUCUACCACAGCUAUUGAGCAGGUAUAGUUUAUGUCAUUGUGGAACUAGCCUGAAUUGAACUGAUACCCUUGGUUUUUCUGUUUUUUUCUUCUUUUCUUUUCUUAACUGUCACUGGCUAAAUUUAAACGUGGCCCUGGAAUAAAAUGUCAACACAUAAACUGUCUGAAUCAAGGAUUUGCUAUGUGAAACUGUUGACGACCUGUAUACUCUGUAAUUUUCUUACUAUUCAAUCGGCUUGUAACGUUCAUGUUUUGAAAUGUAACAUAAUAAACAUUUUAUCAACACAGUGAAAGCACAAUGAGUAUAGAGACUACUAAAGAGUUUUUUAGAUAGUAUCCAUCCUUCUGAAGUAUCUGAAUACAACACCGAAGACUCAACCACAGCUUAUCUAUCAAAGCCAGGAGAAGUAAUACAAGAUGUAUACAUUAACACACUAUUUGCAGAUAAAGAGUCUAGUUAAAAAAUAACAAAUAUGCACUAAAGUGUGCAGGAGUGUCACUUUUUAUCCAAGUUGCACACACUUUUGGUGUAUUUUGGCUUUAAAUUUAAUCUGAAAAUGAUUUUAUGUAAAGCGAUAAAUUAAUACUGCAAAAGGGAUACGUUAGUGCUGGAGUAGUCCUUCAGAGCAGGAAUUGACUCUUCCAUGAUCUCUAAAACUUAAAGGGUCAGUGUGUAGCAUUUCAGUUGACCUUUUAGCAGGAAUGGAAUAUACUAUUUUUACCGAUGUUUCUAUUGGUGUGUAAUUAAUUCAAACUAAGACUUAUUGUGUUUUCUUUAGCGUCAAAUGAUUCUGUAUCUACUCGGGGAGCAGGUUCUCUUCAUGUAAUCCAUGUUUCUACAGUAGCCCAGAACAGACAAACUGAACACUGGCGCUUUAACGUUGCUCAAAGGCCACCGUGGUUCUCUGACACGCUCUCGAAACGGCAAAACGGUGGACCAGAGGGUGUAAAACCAGGUCCCACCAGCAGCCGUCUGACUUCCGUUGCUCCUAAAGUCAAGUCAUGAUGGUAAGGAUGGUCUCCGAGUAAGGGGAGCAGCAUUUGGCUGUUCCGUAACUCCAGUCUUGGAAAGGGAGGCGUUAGUGGAGGGAUAUUCAGUUGGUAACAAUCUGCUGCCAGACCCGUUAGAUGCCACUAAAUCCUACACACUGUCCUUUUAAAGGUUCCCUGUGGGCUUUUCUUGUAUGUUUACACUCACUUUUUUUCACAAACACAUUGUGUAUCUUUGAGAUAAAACAAAUGUGUUUAAUGCAGGAUUUGAUUUUCACCCCAACAAAAAAAACCUGCUCAAACUCCACAGUUUACCAUAGUUUUAACAUAAAAAAUAAGAUAAUACUUAAUGUUGCAUUGCCAUUAUUGUGAAAAUCAUUAACUGGAUCUUGAAUAAUUAUCUUUUUAUAGGUUCAACAUCAGUUACAACUAACUAGAAGUACGUCUGGCUGUCUCCGUGAGUGCAGUCGUGUGUGAGUGAAGAUACUUCUCAUCUUUAGCUCAACUUUCACAAAAGAAAAGCUUGUCAUGUUACACAAGGGGUGUUUUUACUAUUCGAAGAAGAAAAUUAAAAAUGUCAUGCGCCUUUUAUACAUUGAGAAACUGCUUGUUUUGUACUUUGCAAGUCUCUAUUCCAGUGCGUGUUUAUCAGAUUUUAUGUUCAGAAAAGGCUAAUGUUGGAUUAAACAAACCACAUCAUUGUGUUUCAUGUUUUAACCUGUGACGAUGCUGUUUUUUUCCUUUUUAAUAAAGCAGUCUGUUUUUUUAUAA